Messenger RNA from Camellia sinensis, 685 nucleotides. The record is from RefSeq and is a predicted model, not a curated record. NCBI's taxonomy places the organism in Eukaryota, Viridiplantae, Streptophyta, Magnoliopsida, Ericales, Theaceae.
CGCAGAGUGUAGAGAAGAGAGGGAGAGGGAGAGGGAGAGGGAGAGGAGAGAGAAGAUGGCGGGGGGGCAUGGAUUGAGGUCAAGGACGAGAGGUCUGUUCUCUCGAGGGAUCCGCAAGAAGGGUACUAUUGGGUCCUCAACAUAUUUGAGAACCUACCGCAAAGGAGACUAUGUGGACGUAAAGGUGAAUGGUGGUGUACACUCGGGAAUGCCUCACAAGUUGUACCAUGGUCGCACAGGCAAGGUCUGGAACGUAGCCAAACGCGCUAUCGGUGUGGAAGUUAACAAACAGGUGGGUAAGAGGAGGAUUAUUAAAAAGAGGAUCCAUGUGGGCAUUCAACAUGUGCAGCCAUCAAGGUGCACUGAGGACUUUAACAUGAGGAUGAUGAAAAAUGAGCAACUGAAGUUGGAGGCCAAGGCUAGAGGUCUUGUUAUCAGCACAAAAAGGCAACCAGAGUGCCCUAAAUCUGGUUUCAUGGUGGAAAGUCCCAUCUUGGAGACUGUCAGUUCUAUACCCUAUGGCAUCGUGAAUGAUCUCUAGGGUUAUUAAAUUUGUUUGAAUUAAAUUUUGUUUAGAUUCUUUGCCCACCAAUUUUUACAAGGACCAUUAAUUUGACAACAAUUUUUGCAUAAUAUUUUAUUUUAUUCUGUUACAAGUUCUAAUCAAAUUUUUUUGUUUGAUUAA